This is a messenger RNA of Ceratotherium simum simum (southern white rhinoceros), 3552 nucleotides long. It is a transcript of the gene AHR, whose product is annotated as aryl hydrocarbon receptor. Gene Ontology annotation, molecular function: transcription cis-regulatory region binding; protein dimerization activity; nuclear receptor activity. Gene Ontology annotation, biological process: xenobiotic metabolic process; regulation of transcription by RNA polymerase II; response to xenobiotic stimulus. Lineage: Eukaryota; Metazoa; Chordata; Mammalia; Perissodactyla; Rhinocerotidae. The record is from RefSeq and is a predicted model, not a curated record. Gene Ontology annotation, cellular component: nucleus; aryl hydrocarbon receptor complex.
GGGUUGGGGGCGCUUCUGCUAUUCAGCCGGUGCGCGCGGCGGCGGGAGGCAGCGCCUGGCGGGUGCACUCGACGUUCCGUCCCGGGAGCGUGCCCAGGACCAGCGGCUCAGACCUAGGGCAGCUGCGUAGCAGAGCGGAAGCUGGUGGCACCGGAGUGGCGGCCGGAGUCCGAGCUCCGCGGGCGGGAAGCACCCAGGAUCUGGGAAGCCCCAGGAGCAGCGCGGCGGCGCCUCCCUUACCCGAGGGGCCGCGGCGACGGUCACGGGGCGCGGCGCCACCGCGCGCGACCCAGGCCGGGAUUCCAAACAGGCAGCCCAGCCUCCUCCUCCGCCCGGGCCGCCUCACCUGCGGCCAGCGCCGCGCCGCCUCCGCCGGUGUAGAGGACACCUGCGCCACCUCGCGCGCCGGUCUCCGCCCCCGCCCCCCGGCGCCAGGCCCGGGCGGCGCACCUGGACGCGCGAGGCUGCAGGUGCCGAGGAGCGAGGACGCGGCGUCCUCGCUACCGUCCGGGGAGGACGCAGGUAGAGCGGCGGGAGCGGCUUCGUGGAACCCGGCGCCCGCUGCCGCCGUCGUCCAGGUCGCCGCCGGCUCCCGGGGAGUGGGCCGUCCGAUCCGGGGAGGAGCCGCCGCCGGCCCGGCACCAUGAACAGCAGCAGCGCCAACAUCACCUACGCCAGUCGCAAGCGGCGGAAGCCAGUGCAGAAAACCGUCAAGCCAGUCCCAGCUGAAGGAAUCAAAUCAAAUCCUUCUAAGCGGCAUAGAGACCGACUUAAUACAGAGUUGGACCGUUUGGCGAGCCUUCUGCCUUUCCCACAAGAUGUUAUUAAUAAGCUGGACAAACUGUCCGUUCUUAGGCUCAGCGUCAGUUACCUAAGAGCCAAGAGCUUCUUUGAUGUUGCAUUAAAAUCCUCCCCAGCUGACAGAAAUGGAGUCCAGGAUAACUGUAGAACAAAAUUCAGAGAAGGCCUGACCUUGCAAGAAGGAGAAUUCUUAUUACAGGCUCUGAAUGGCUUUGUGUUGGUUGUCACUACAGAUGCUUUGGUCUUUUAUGCUUCUUCUACUAUACAAGAUUACCUAGGGUUUCAGCAGUCUGAUGUCAUACAUCAGAGUGUGUAUGAACUUAUCCAUACUGAAGACCGAGCUGAAUUUCAGCGUCAGCUACACUGGGCAUUAAACCCUUCACAGCGUAUAGACUCUGGACAAAGAGUUGAUGAAACUAAUGGCCUCCCACAGCCAGCAAUCUAUUAUAACCCAGACCAGCUUCCUCCAGAAAACUCUUCUUUUAUGGAGAGGUGCUUUAUAUGCCGACUGAGGUGUCUGCUGGAUAAUUCAUCUGGUUUUCUGGCAAUGAAUUUCCAAGGGAGGUUAAAGUAUCUUCAUGGACAAAACAAGAAAGGGAAAGAUGGAUCAAUACUUCCACCUCAGUUGGCUUUGUUUGCAAUAGCUACUCCACUUCAGCCACCAUCCAUCCUUGAAAUCCGAACCAAAAAUUUCAUCUUUAGAACCAAACACAAACUAGACUUUUCACCUAUUGGUUGUGAUGCCAAAGGAUCAAUUAUUUUAGGCUAUACGGAAGCAGAGCUGUGCAAGAGAGGAUCAGGAUAUCAGUUUCUUCAUGCUGCUGAUAUGCUUUAUUGCGCCGAGUACCAUCUCCGGAUGAUUAAGACUGGAGAGAGUGGCAUGACAGUGUUCAGACUUCUUACGAAAGACAAUCGAUGGGCCUGGGUCCAAUCUAAUGCACGCUUAGUUUAUAAAAACGGAAGACCAGAUUAUAUCAUUGCAACUCAGAGACCUCUAACAGAUGAAGAAGGAACAGAGCAUUUACGAAAACGAAAUAUGAAGUUGCCUUUUAUGUUUACCACUGGAGAAGCUGUGUUGUAUGAGAUAACCAGCCCUUUUCCUCCCAUGAUGGAUCCCUUACCAAUAAGAAGUAAAAACGGUGCUAGUGGAAGAGAUUCUGCUACCACGUCAACUCUCCAUCCCAGUUCCAUCCUGGGUGCUAUGAUGCAGCAAGACGAGUCUGUUUAUCUUUAUCCUGCUUCAAGUAGUGUACCUUUUGAAAGAAAUGUUUUUAACGAAUCUAUGAAUGACGGCAAUAAUUGGCAAGACAGUAUUGCACCAAUGGGAAAUGAUAAUAUCCUAAAACAUGAGCAAAUUGGUCAGUCUCAGGAAAUAAACCCAAUACUCUCUGAAGGUCAUGCAGGGCUCUUUCAAGAUAAUAAGAAUAGUGACUUGUACAGCAUUAUGAAACACCUAGGCAUUGAUUAUGAAGAUAUCAAAUACAUGCAGCAGAAUGAGGAAUUUUUCAGAACUGACUUUUCUGGUGAGGAUGACUUGAGAGACAUUGACAUAACAGAUGAAAUCCUGACGUACGUCCAAGAUUCUUUAAAUAAGUCUACCUUGGUGUGUUCAGGUUACCAACAGCAACAACCCAUGGCUCUGAACUCAAGCUGUAUGGUACAGGAGCACCUACAGUUAGAACAGCAGCAGCAGCUACAGCACCAUCAAAAGCACUUAGCAGUGGAGCAACAGCAACAGCUGUGUCAGAAAAUAAAGCAUAUGCAAGUUAGUGGCAUGUUUGCAAAUUGGAACUCUAACCAAACCGUGCCUUUUAGUUGUCCUCAACAAGACCUGCAACAGUAUAAUGUCUUUCCAGACUUACCUGGGACCAAUCAAGAGUUUCCCUACAAAUCUGAGAUUGAUACUAUGCCUUAUACACAGAACUUUAUUCCCUGUAAUCAGUCUAUGUUACCACAUUCCGAGGGUACACAGUUAGACUUUCCCAUAGGGAAUUUUGAACCAUCCCCAUACCCUACUACUACUUCUAAUUUAGAAGAUUUUGUCACAUGUUUACAAGUUCCUGAAAACCAAAAGCAUGGACUAAAUCCACAGUCAACCAUAGGAACUCCUCAGACAUGUUAUGCUGGGGCUGUGUCAAUGUACUCAGAUGCAGUGCUCGUGCCUCAGAUGGAGUACAAUCCAACAGUGCCAGGCCCACAGGCAUUUUUAAACAAGUUUCAGAAUGGAGGAGUUUUAAAUGAAACCUAUCCAGCUGAAUUCAGUAACACUCAGAAUACCACACAUCUUCAGCCCCUUCAUCAUCCAUCAGAAGCCAGACCCUUCCCUGAUCUGACAUCCGAUGGAUUCCUGUAAUUCCAAGCCCGAUUUUCACCUUGCUUUUGGUAUUAAAUUAGUUUGCAAAAGAUUACAGAGUAAUAAAACUGUCAGUGUUGGACAUCAGCAAGUUCACGUGGAGGCACUGAUGCAUGUUGCCCACAGUGUUAUUCCAAACCAAAUUUUAAUGUUUUUUGAAAAGGAGUUGAAAACAUAAUAUCAAAAGUACAUAUACUACAGUCGUUAAAAUAGGAAGCGUGCUGCCACAGAGGAGUGAGAUAGCAUCUACCUUUCACGUUCUUCUGAGCACCACACAACAUACAAAACUGAUUCAGGGGAACUUGAAAAUCAGAAAAUUUUCUUUGUGAAAAUUAUUUCUGUCAGACUAAAAAUGAAAUACUUUGAGUUGUCAACUUCUGAAUUCUUAGUCCUCCAAA